AUUUUUGUUGCUAGUUAUCAAUCGAUUAUGGUGGAGUUAGUUGAAAUUGAAAAAGGGACGAGCAGAAAGACUGUUGCCGCUGCCAAAAAUACCGAUAAAACACAACUUUUGAAAAGAAAAAAUAAAAUAAGAAAGAAAGCAGCAAAGUAUGAUAUAGCAUUAUCUGAAUCGGAAAUGGAGAGCCUGAAAGUGGUGACUUUGAAGCCAAUCGAAGCAACUCCGUCAUCUUUCAAAGACUAUGGUCAGGUCAUCGAGCCUUCACCAGACGAUCAGAGGUUUGGUCCCCAUGAUGCUCAACUUGACCUCACUCAAGGAAUUCCCAGGUUAUAUAUUAUGCAUCUUCAAAAUUGUCCACUUAAGUUUUCUAGUAUCGCACAUCAUGCAAAUGUGACUCAGUGCCUCGGCGCCGUUGGUGGUAAUGUUUGGUAUCUUGGAGUGGCUAAGCCAUCUGUUGUUGAUUCAAAUGAAAUCAAGGAUGACUCAGGCAAGACGAUUGUGAAGUCACGCAGUGGUCAUUUUUAUGUGCCUCCUGCCAUUGAGGAUGUCCAAGUUUUCAAGGUUUCAGGUCCCAAGUUUCUUAAGCUUAGCCGUGGGACAUGGCAUGCCGGUCCUCUAUUUACAACCGACGCGAUGGACUUUUACAAUCUAGAACUCACCAAUACAAAUGCAAAUGAUUUUACCACACACAACUUUAAGAAGAACAAUGGAGUGGCUUUUUCAAUUGAGGAGUAAUUUGAGCUUUAUGUAGUUUCCAGCAUUUCAACUGAAUCUGCACAUUGUGUACAAUAAAUGACAGAAUACAUAAUUACUGGAAAUUUACUCAUGUGCUUCGUUUGAUGCUGAUGCCUAUGCCAUUAGUCAAAGAUGUGAUGUAAUGUCUUCAUGUGACAGUGUUAUGUUAACAUUUCUUUGUAAAAAGAGAGCUAAAUAUAUCACUUUUUAUUUA
Messenger RNA from Trifolium pratense (red clover), 946 nucleotides. RefSeq lists its product as uncharacterized. The transcript has 4 exons. NCBI's taxonomy places the organism in Eukaryota, Viridiplantae, Streptophyta, Magnoliopsida, Fabales, Fabaceae. Gene Ontology annotation, molecular function: ureidoglycolate hydrolase activity. The coding region runs from base 28 to 732 and encodes 234 amino acids. The record is from RefSeq and is a predicted model, not a curated record.